Gadus morhua (Atlantic cod) is the source of this 1853-nucleotide messenger RNA. It is a transcript of the gene jmjd4, whose product is annotated as jumonji domain containing 4. Gene Ontology annotation, biological process: protein hydroxylation; positive regulation of translational termination. The record is from RefSeq and is a predicted model, not a curated record. Gene Ontology annotation, cellular component: nucleus; cytoplasm. The coding region runs from base 371 to 1654 and encodes 427 amino acids. The transcript is spliced from 6 exons. Lineage: Eukaryota; Metazoa; Chordata; Actinopteri; Gadiformes; Gadidae. Gene Ontology annotation, molecular function: sequence-specific DNA binding; 2-oxoglutarate-dependent dioxygenase activity.
GUCCGGGUGGAAAGGGAGUGACGCCGAAAAGCGGUUCAUGUCGUUGUCGUUGAAUAAUUCGGUUUUGUGUGUCUUUUCAAAACGUACAUGUAACAGUAAUAGUCUUUAAUUCUCGCGGACUAUUGAUAUUAAACCAACACACACAACUGCAGCCAGUUGUCUUCAUACUGGAUGUCUUAUCGAGGGACGCCCAGCUGUUGUCAGCAAUACAUAUCAUGUUUCGACUGUACCUUCGUCUGCAUGGACACUAAAAUGCACAAUAUGAGUGUGAAGACAUCCGAUAAAGGAUUGCAAAUGUACAUCUCGCAGUGUUAAAUGGUUAAUGAAGCGUGCGCUGCUCUCCUAGUGGCUGAAGGACUGGUUUGUCGUCAUGGACAGGGAUUCAUAUCAUAACUGCUGCAGUCUGGUCAAAAUACCCAGACAAUCCUAUGACCAGUUUUGGUCGUCACAUUUCGUGGAAUAUAUUGACAAGGAAAUAAGCUAUUCAACAUUUUUCAAAAAGUACCUUCUUCCCAACCACCCAUGUGUGUUUUCACGAAGAUUUACUGAGGACUGGAGGUGUAGGAAACAGUGGGUGACUGAAGAAGGAAAACCUAAUUUCCAGACACUGCUACAAGAGUUUGAUGAGACUCCGGUCCCAGUUGCCAAUUGUAAUGCAAAGGAAUACAAUGCAAACCCUAAACUCACUAUGCCUUUUAAAGAAUUCAUACACUACUGGAAAGAAUAUAUUCAGAAUGGCAACUCGUCACCGAAAGGAUGUCUCUAUCUGAAAGACUGGCACAUGGCAAGGGACUUCCCGGAGCACAAUGUCUACACAACUCCAGUGUUCUUUUCCUCUGACUGGUUGAAUGAAUAUUGGAAUACCAUCGAAGUUGAUGACUAUCGUUUUGUCUACAUGGGACCCAAAGGCUCAUGGACCCCUUUCCAUGCUGAUGUCUUCCGCUCAUACAGUUGGUCUGCAAAUAUCUGUGGCAGAAAAAAAUGGCUGCUUUACCCGCCGGGUCAGGAGGAGUUUUUAAAAGACACCCAUGGCAACCUGGCCUACGAUGUCACAGCAGCAGAGCUCCGAGACAACGGCCUCUUCCCACAGUCUGACAAAGCCUGCCAACCUCUUGAAAUUAUUCAAGAGGCAGGUGAAAUAAUAUUUGUUCCAAGUGGCUGGCACCACCAGGUUUAUAAUCUGGAAGACACCAUCUCUAUCAAUCAUAAUUGGCUGAAUGGCUGCAACAUUGACAUAAUGUGGCAAUUCCUUCAAAACGAGCUUUCUGCUGUCCAACGAGAAAUCGAGGAAUGGAGAGCUACCAUGGACUCAUGGCAUCAGCACUGCCAGACCAUCAUGAAAUCAUGCUCUGGUAUCGAUUACGGAGAGUUCGCAUCCUUCCUGAAAAUCAUCGCUGAAAAUCGCAUCUCUUUCCUUAGCGCCUGCUCCUCGGCUAACAGUGAUUGUCCAAGGCAUCUCUCAGAGACCCUAACUGCCCUAGGCUCUCAUCACGCAGCGUUUGACCUGCAGCGUGUUGUUCAUAUCUUAGAGUGCCUCAUCUGCAGUGAGGACUUUAAGAGACUGGAUCACUCGACCCUGAAUUUACAACCUGAAGUUCUUGUGCAGAAAAUCCGAGAGACAAUACACUCCACAAGAGGGCAGCAUCUCCCUUAAUAAGAUGAGUGUUCCCCCUUUGGAUUUUUGAAUGUCAAGCCCAGAAUGUGUGUGUAAGUGUUGAUACUACGCGGUACAUUAGACAAUAUUCAAGGUAUUAUCACACAUUUGGUGUGGCAUAUUAGAUAUAUUUAAUCACAAAUGUCAAUUAAUGUCUUGCACCUAAUUAUGUACAAAAUAAAAUCCAAAAGUGAUUUUC